Molecule: messenger RNA, 2179 nt
Organism: Exaiptasia diaphana
Lineage: Eukaryota; Metazoa; Cnidaria; Anthozoa; Actiniaria; Aiptasiidae
Product: charged multivesicular body protein 4b
Biological process (GO): late endosome to vacuole transport via multivesicular body sorting pathway; vesicle budding from membrane
Cellular component (GO): multivesicular body; ESCRT III complex; cytoplasmic side of plasma membrane
Source: RefSeq, a predicted model, not a curated record
AAAAAGAAAGCUGAAGAGGCACCAACGACCCAAGAAGCGAUCCAAAAGUUACGAUCAACAGAAGAGUUACUGCAGAAGAAAAGCGACUUUUUGGAAAAGAAAAUCCAAAAUGAGUUAAAUAUAGCGAAGGCAAAUGCUUCUAAAAACAAACGAAGUGCUCUGAAUGCCUUGAAGAGAAAAAAGAGGCUUGAAAAACAGUUGAAUCAAAUUGAUGGGACAUUAUCAACGAUUGAGUUUCAAAGAGAAGCACUAGAGGGAGCGAACACUAACACAGAAGUACUAAAGAAUAUGUCUUAUGCUGCAAAAGCACUCAAAGCUGCCCACCAACAGCUGGAUGUUGAUGAUGUUCAUGAUAUGAUGGAUGACAUUCAGGAGCAAACAGAACUUGCUGAUGAAAUCUCCAGAGCCAUUUCAGAGCCAGUUGGMUUUGGACAAGACAUUGAUGAGGAUGAGCUCAAUGCUGAAUUAGAAGAGUUAGAGCAGGAAGGUUUAGAUGAAGAACUCUUGAAGGUUGGAGGAACAGCUGAUUUACCUAAUGUUCCUGCCACAUCUUUACCAUCGCAACCAGCAAAAGCAAAAGCUAAGAUGACAGAGGAUGAUGACAUGGCAGAAUUGGAGGCCUGGGCUUCAUAAAACUUAACUAGAUAUCAUUAAUCAAAAUUACUUGCSCAGUUUUACUAUGGCAUCACUAUUAUUGUUGAUUGGUUAGAACAGGUUAGACAUGAGAGGUAUGAGAACACAGUAAAUUUGGGUUCAUCUAAUGUAAUACUAUGUAAUAUACUAUCACCAAGUAGUAAGAGACUGGAAGUAAAAAUGUCACACAAUGCAAUCUGUAAGCACCAUCUUGAUGUCACAGUAAAAUGGAGCAAUAAUUGUGUGUUAACUGUUAAUGAUAAGUAUAUAAUAUGAUUAUAGACUCCCCACAAAUUCUGGUUUGAGAGUGCUUCUUUCUUUAAUAAUUAUGUACAUUUAACAUCAAAGAAGCAAGAAGAUUGUUCAUUGUUUCUCUGGAGUCAAGUUUCCUUUACAGAUGUACUUAGUGCCUAUCAUUAAGGGGAGGAAAGCUGCCUUUAUUUCAUUGCUUUAAUAAUAUUAUGUACACUUGACAUGUAGCAAAAGCAAGAAGAUUGUUAAUUGUUUCUCUGGAGUCAAGUCUCCUUUACAGAUGUACUUAGUGCCUAUCUUUAAGGGGAGGAAAGCUGCCUUUCGUAUUUCAUUGCCUUAAUAUUUGGAUAUUUAGAAAGUCAUCUAUWUUGCCAAUUUUUUUUAGCCAAUGAUUUUGAUAAGUAGUUACCUUCACGGUUCCCUUUGCCAUAGUGAAAGGUAGGCGUGCCUUUGAAGGGAGACAACUGUUGAGUGUGCAAUGAUAGAUACCUGUGAAUAAUGGUCUGUAGUUGUGAAAGAAGRUUUCUAUCACCGCACACUUAACGGUUGUCUCGCUUCGAUGUAAAGGCACAGCUACCUUUCAAGAUGAUGGUGGGAACCGUGAAGAAGACUAUUAUAUAUGGAGCUGGUUGUACGAGGGGCCGGAUAAAAUUAUUCACCAGUUAAAGUCAGACCCACUCAUAGUUUUCUAUGGAUUUUAUCUGCUGGAUAAGGAUUUAUGAUGGAUAGUGCUAUCCACCCUUUGUAUAAUUGGCACUUGAAUAAAAAUGUAAAUAAUAAAAACAUUCUAGAAGGAUAAACACAUUAAAUUUGUGAAAUUGUACACAAUCAUAACACCAAAAAUUGGCAUUGAAUCUGCAACAAACUUCCUUCAAAUCACCAGUGUUGAUUAUGAGUUCCAUCUACUUGAUUGCACACACACACACACACACACACAAACUAGAACUAGUUUUAGUACAAUUUCACAGAAAUGUGUUCACUCUUGCAGUCAGGUAAAAUGAUGCAAUUAUCCCAAUGUGCUAUUCUGCUUGGCUUAGAAUAAUUUUGUCAAGUACAAAAGGGUCAGAAAGUGAAUGAGAUCAGUUGUAAUUAGUAUUAAACACUACAAGCAUUUUAAAUGUUAGGAGUGCAGUGUAACCUCCUCCUCAAAAUUUUAUUUAGCCACAUAUUUUUUUUAGUAAUGUUUGUGGGAACUUGUAAUAAUUAUGAUUUGUAGAAUUAUUAUUAUGUUAUGUGUAAUCAAUCUUUCAGUUAAAUGAUACUAGAAUACAAUAAAAUGGAGAUUUUCCAGGAA